Molecule: messenger RNA, 2742 nt
Organism: Ochotona princeps (American pika)
Lineage: Eukaryota; Metazoa; Chordata; Mammalia; Lagomorpha; Ochotonidae
Gene: CTPS1
Product: CTP synthase 1
Exons: 19
Coding region: 206-1981 (591 amino acids)
Biological process (GO): CTP biosynthetic process; pyrimidine nucleobase biosynthetic process
Cellular component (GO): cytoplasm; cytoophidium
Molecular function (GO): CTP synthase activity; identical protein binding
Source: RefSeq, a predicted model, not a curated record
CGGGCCGCGUGGCCAGACGCCGCGGGGCAAAGAGGGGGCGGCCAGGUCCGAGGCUGGCGGACCCGCGCGGCGGGGACUGGCAGCCCCGGGGCCUCCCGGCCUGGCCUACAGGAGGGAUGGAGCGCUGUGGAGCCCCCUUUCGCUCAGUCGAGCCUGAGAAAGCCCUCGCCGCCGUUCCCGUCAGCAGCCGAGGUCACAAAGUAAAAUGAAAUACAUUCUAGUUACUGGCGGGGUGAUAUCAGGGAUUGGGAAAGGAGUCAUUGCCAGCAGCGUGGGCACAAUACUAAAGUCAUGUGGUUUACAUGUGACGUCCAUCAAGAUUGACCCCUACAUAAACAUCGAUGCAGGAACCUUUUCUCCUUAUGAGCAUGGUGAAGUUUUUGUGCUGGAUGAUGGUGGGGAAGUAGACCUGGACCUGGGUAACUAUGAACGGUUCCUCGACAUCCGCCUCACCAAGGACAACAACCUGACCACUGGCAAGAUCUACCAGUAUGUCAUCAACAAGGAGCGCAAAGGGGACUACUUGGGGAAGACUGUCCAAGUUGUGCCUCACAUCACAGAUGCGAUCCAGGAGUGGGUAAUGAGGCAAGCACUAAUACCUGUGGAUGAAGAUGGCCUUGAACCUCAAGUUUGUGUCAUUGAGCUUGGCGGAACAGUGGGGGAUAUAGAAAGCAUGCCGUUUAUCGAGGCCUUCCGCCAGUUCCAGUUCAAGGUCAAGAGGGAGAACUUUUGUAACAUCCACGUCAGUCUAGUUCCUCAGCCCAGUUCAACAGGCGAACAGAAGACUAAACCAACCCAAAACAGUGUUCGGGAACUGAGAGGACUUGGUCUUUCGCCUGACCUGGUUGUGUGCAGGUGCUCAAAUCCUCUGGACACGUCAGUGAAGGAGAAAAUAUCCAUGUUCUGCCACGUGGCACCUGAACAAGUGAUUUGUGUUCAUGACGUCUCCUCCAUUUACCGAGUCCCCUUGCUGCUAGAGGAGCAGGGGGUUGUUGAUUAUUUUCUUCGAAGACUUGACCUUCCUAUUGAGAGGCAGUCGCGCAAGAUGCUGAUGAAGUGGAAGGAGAUGGCUGACAGAUAUGACCGCUUAUUGGAGACUUGCUCCAUUGCACUUGUGGGCAAGUACACCAAGUUCUCUGACUCCUAUGCCUCUGUCAUCAAGGCACUGGAGCAUUCGGCACUGGCCAUCAACCACAAGCUGGAGAUCAAGUACAUAGACUCCACGGACCUGGAGCCCAGCACCUUGCAGGAGGAGCCGGUGCGUUACCAUGAGGCGUGGCAGAAGCUCUGCAGUGCCCAUGGUGUGCUGGUUCCAGGAGGAUUUGGUGUUCGGGGAACAGAAGGAAAGAUCCAGGCCAUCUCCUGGGCUCGGAAACAGAGGAAGCCUUUUUUGGGUGUGUGCCUAGGAAUGCAGUUGGCAGUGGUUGAAUUCUCAAGGAACGUGCUGGGAUGGCAAGAUGCCAAUUCCACGGAGUUCGAUCCUAAGACCAGUCAUCCUGUGGUUAUAGACAUGCCUGAACACAACCCUGGGCAGAUGGGCGGCACCAUGAGGCUGGGCAAGAGGAGAACCCUGUUCCAGACCAAAAACUCAGUCAUGAGGAAGCUCUAUGGAGAUGCAGACUACCUGGAGGAGAGGCACCGCCACAGAUUUGAGGUAAACCCAGUGCUCAAGAAGUGUCUGGAAGAGCAAGGCUUGAAGUUCGUUGGCCAAGAUGUUGAAGGAGAGAGAAUGGAGAUUGUGGAGUUGGAAGAUCAUCCUUUCUUUGUUGGCGUUCAGUACCACCCUGAGUUCCUGUCCCGGCCCAUCAAGCCUUCUCCGCCAUACUUUGGCCUGCUCCUGGCCUCCGUGGGCCGGCUCCCGCAUUACCUCCAGAAGGGCUGCAGGCUCUCACCCAGAGACACCUACAGUGACCGAAGUGGAAGCAGCUCCCCCGACUCCGAAAUCACUGAGUUGAAGUUCCCAUCAAUAAAUCAUGACUGAGUUGGGAACGGAUGAUGGAAAGCCUCUGGACUUUGGUAGAGUUUACAGCUUUGACUUUACACUUGGCUUUUGACACUUCCUUUAAAUUAUGUUUUUAUUAAGAUUAUUUUGUUAUGGGGGAAAGGUAUGUGGAAACCUUUGUCACUUGCAUGUCCAUCACGUGUGCUCAGCGCACAGCCUCUUGGAAAGCACGCCUCCUCUGUGGUCCUCGGGGGUCUCUGAUGAGCUGCAGACAUCUGACAAGCAGUACUGAGGAUGGCGGUGCGGGCAGAGGCCCGCCGAAUGCCAUGUGUCUCCAUUACCUCACGUCUCCGUGGAUCUGAGGCCACUGGGAGGUGUUGCGUGGAUGGCUCCAGCGCCCCAGGCCCUGCCUGUGGGGACCUGGGGCGCUUGGUGCUGGAAACCUAAGGGUACUGUUUGCCAGCAGGAGCUGGGACAUUUCAGACCUGCCCGGGGCUGGGGAGACCUAGGGACAACCGUGGCUGGUCCUCAUUCAGUGGUCAGGUUGGUUUGGUGUUCCAUGAAGCCGAGUUUGUCCCUCUUAAGUCUGCUUCCUGAGCUGGGGGACACUCCUUGCAUCAAGGGGUCACUUACCACGGCCCUUGGCAAUGGCUGGGACACAAAGGCGUGGCUUCCUGCUGGGAUGGAGAUGCACCAUGAAAGCUAUUUUAUUAACAUGGUGGCCCCGAGAGUCUGGCCACGUUGCCCGGCUGCUACUGAAUUUGGUAUAUGCUCUAACUUAAAUAAAUCAUGCAAGCAGG